Eubalaena glacialis (North Atlantic right whale) is the source of this 596-nucleotide messenger RNA. RefSeq names its product dynein light chain LC8-type 1 (gene DYNLL1). The record is from RefSeq and is a predicted model, not a curated record. The transcript is spliced from 3 exons. Gene Ontology annotation, molecular function: dynein intermediate chain binding; dynein light intermediate chain binding. Gene Ontology annotation, cellular component: cytoplasmic dynein complex. Gene Ontology annotation, biological process: cilium assembly; microtubule-based process. NCBI's taxonomy places the organism in Eukaryota, Metazoa, Chordata, Mammalia, Artiodactyla, Balaenidae. Bases 146 to 415 code for a protein of 89 amino acids.
AGGUACUAGGCGGCGGCGGGUGGCGUGGGGCUCCAUAGAUGCGCCACGGCUUUAGUCGGGACCGAUUACCUCGACGGGUCUGAGUCUCGCCAGCCCCUCCCCCAGGAGACCGUUGCAGUCGGCCAGCCCCUGCUCUUUGGUAACCAUGUGUGACCGAAAGGCCGUGAUCAAAAAUGCCGAUAUGUCGGAGGAGAUGCAACAGGACUCGGUGGAGUGUGCUACUCAGGCAUUGGAGAAGUAUAAUAUAGAGAAGGACAUUGCGGCCCAUAUCAAGAAGGAGUUUGACAAGAAGUACAACCCCACCUGGCACUGCAUCGUGGGGAGGAACUUCGGUAGUUAUGUGACACAUGAAACCAAACACUUCAUCUACUUCUACCUGGGCCAAGUGGCCAUUCUCCUGUUUAAAUCUGGUUAAAAGCAUGGACUGUGCCACACACGCAAUGAUCCAUCCAAAAACAAGGACUGCAGCCUAUCCAAAUACCAGAGACUGAAACCUUCAGCCUUGCCUAAGGGAACACCUCGAUCUUUAUUGUGUUGUUUUGUACAGGGCAUUCUCUGUACUAGUUUGUUGUGGUUAUAAAGCAAUUAGCAAAACA